CAUAAGCAGCCCAGUCUCCGUCCUCCCCACGUUCUGCUCGUGUCUGAGCUCAGACCGGAGAGAUGGAUCACGAAGCGCAUAAACGCUGACACCUAUGAAUGAAAAUGGGCCCUAGCUGAGGUGAUGUGAUUAUGGCACAAUGGCAGAAGACGUGCUCCGAAACUCCCAGCUGUCCUUGAAGCUGGCUGCCCUGCGUGUGGUGGACCUGCCUCUGGCUGUCUUUUCCUCACUCCCACGGGUAAGCCUGAGCUCCGGCACCAAGAAGCUGGUUGCCGCCACAGCCUUCGGCGCCGUCUCGCUCGCCCUCCUCGCCCGACACUUCAAGAGGAGAAAAGGCAGGAAGAAAAGCCAGUCGCCCAGAGAGCAGGAGGCCUUCGAUUUCCUCUCCACACUUCCCAAACCAAAAGAUGUCUACGGCAGUCGGCAGAACCUGACUUUGUCUCUGAAUACGAAGAACAGCUUCUCCAGCCUUGCGGUGCCUAAUGGCAGCUUGUACAGCAAGCUCUCCGGCUCCCUGCAGAGUCUGGCCUCGGUGAAGAGCAUGAACUCCUGCAGUAGCUGCACGUGUCCUAAUGGAUCCAGCUGCUGGGACAGAGCAGAGGACGGCGAGCUCCGGAGCAUCAUCCCUGUCAGCACUCCAGAGAACCUCUACCUGAUGGGCGUGGAGCUGUUUGAGGAGGCUCUGCGUCGUUGGGAGCAGGCGCUCACGUUUCGUGGCCGGCUGGCGGAGGACGAGACCAGCUGCGCUUCAGUUAAACUGGGGGCUGGAGAUGCCAUAGCAGAGGAAAGUGUUGAGGAUAUCAUCAGUGCAGAAUUCAUCCACAAGCUGGAGUCUCUGCUGCAGAGGGCCUAUCGCCUCCAGGAGGAGUUUGAGGGAGCGCUGGGGAUGUCCGACCAUUCCUCACAUCCCAGCAACGAGAAACACACUGACGUCUCGGCGAGGGAGGAUUUGGACGACUCGUGUUUGAGGGACUCUGUCAGCAUCGCCUCCACCGACUCCUUUGUGUCUGCAGCAGAGCUGUCUGAACACAGGGAUAUGAGGAAUGCCUUUGGUCUCGGCUCGCUCUGCCACUACCCCUUCUAUGAAGAAGCUCUGCAGAUGGCCGAGGAUGGCAAGAUCUCCUGUAGAGUCCUCCGAACGGAGAUGCUCGAAUGUCUUGGGGACACUGAUUUCCUGGCGAAGCUGCACUGCAUUCGCCAGGCCUGUCAGGUCAUUCUAUGUGAAAGAGCAACUAGGAUGUUUCUGGCUGACACAGGAAAGAAGAUCUUGUCCUCUAUAAUCGUUAAAGCGAGGAAGAGCCCCAAGAGGUUCGAGGAGGUUUUUGAGGACAUGAUCUGUUUCCUGGAGCAGACGGAUCACUGGGAGAACACGGAGGCAGAACUGGCAACCAGAGGGGUUAAGCAUUUGAAUUUCUAUGACAUUGUUUUGGACUUCAUCCUGAUGGAUUCCUUCGAAGAUUUGGAGAAUCCUCCUAUCUCCAUCCAGAAUGUGGUUAAUAAUCGCUGGCUCAACGCCUCUUUCAAAGAGACAGCUGUCGCAUCAAGUUGCUGGUCUGUUCUGAAGCAGAAAAGACAACAUAUGAAGGUGCAGGAUGGCUUCAUCGCUCACUUCUACACGGUGUGUGAACACAUCAGCCCUGUGUUGGCGUGGGGAUUUCUGGGUCCUAAGAGUCCCCUGCAUGACUUCUGCUGUUUCUUUAAGGACCAGGUCCUGUUCUUCCUGAAGGACAUAUUUGACCUGGAAAACGUGCGCUACUCCAGUGUAGAAACCCUGGCUGAGGAUAUCCUCCACCUGCUGCACCGUCGCUCCGAGCUGCUGCUGGCCUACCUGGGGGCUGAUUCUCUUCGGCACGUCAGUGGCUGCGUAGGAUCCCCGCUUCACCUGGUGUCCACCGCCAUGCUGGAGACCCGGGUUCAAUAAGCUCACGCCCGUGUCUUUACGCUCGUGAUGUCCUGCAGUGCAGUCUUGCUUGUGACAGAGUCGUAUCGGCUCACGUGUCUGGGUAACUCGCGCGCCCGUGUCCGUCCGUGUGAAGUUGAUGUAUGAGUUCUGCUGUACCAAGCAGUAGCAGGAUGUUGAUAAUGUCCUUGUUUUCAGGACAUUUUCAGGAUAGUGGUAAAUGAUUGAGAGCAAUAGGCUGGACGAUUAUGGAUGAUAAUGAAAUUAGCAUUGACAUGCACUUCACACACAAUUUACUGUACAAGUUAUUUAUUUAAUUGGUCUGUUUUACUAUUUUAAGUAUUAAAACCUUUUUGUUGUUUUUUUUUUUUUUUUUUUUUUUUUUGCUUUCUGCUUAGUGAAUGUUAAAAUGGUUUCAAUUUGUCUUAAACCUUUGGCUUGAAAAAGUUUUUACCUGUAUUAUGAAUUGUUCUCAUUUUAUACAGUACAGUGUGCUGUAGUAUGUAAAAUGUGCUUCACAUUCUUUAUAACUUGCUGUCAAAUGUUCAACUGGAAACUGACGCCAUGGUAAAUUGUUCAAUCUAUUGUUUUUGUGAUGUGGGAAAAAAAUUCAUUUGCACAUAUAAGCCCAUUCACAAUAAUAAUUCUAAAGCCCUUUCCAGAUGGGAUUAGUUUCUCAGGGGGUCCUGAGGUCAUUUUAUCUUUUAUGGGGGUCCUCAUAUAUGUGUUUUUCUCAGACGUCCUCUGAGAAGAUUACAGGUUAAAUUAUCUACUGUUUUUCUCUAAACUCCGUGGUCCUCCAGUAAUUUUAGUCCCGUCCAGACGCACAUCUGAGUUUCGGUUCCUCGUGUUUAAUAAAAUAGCUAUUUGUCCACGGCCGUGCACCAUAAUUACACGUUGGGCACACGUUUCCACAGAGAUCCACGUAAAAACACACAAAAGCGAGUGGAAAUGGAGGAGCUACUGAACGCUGUGAUGUCAUGUGACUGAGAAAGCCAAAAACUCACUGGUCCUCCUGUUUUUUCAAUUGCAGUCCGGAUGCAGGACUUUUAUUACUGAGUAGAAGGUCCCCCCUGAGAAACUAAUCUUGUACUGGGAUUAAAAUAAAAAGAAAAGGUUGGGAAAAGAUUAUGUAAACCCACCUGUAUGGUUAUGAAGUAAUAUCGGGUAAAAAAUUAAAAUAGGAAAAUUUAAGAUAAAAUGUGGAUAUGGAUCAUUUAAAAUGAUUGCUAAAUCACAUAAAAGACACAUAAGGGCAGAAUGAGAUUAGAUCUGGGUUACUAUUAUAAUUUUUUUUUUCUCAUUUUUUCAUUUUUAACACUAAGUUUAACUCUAAACUUAAGAUUUAUCAUGUAAAAUCCAACUCAUAACAGAAAGCAGCUUACUGAUAAGCCUUCACACACAAGCCCAAAGCUGCAGACGUUCACAAGACAUAAGCUGAUCAUCUUCUUUAUUACUGUAAACUCUUAAGCCAUAUACUGUAUGGAACUCUUCUCUCAUUUGCUACACAGUGGCAUUACCACCCAGCUAGCAUUAGCAUAUGUUUGUACAAGGCUGUUGUUAAUGUUCCAUAUUGAUCAUUUAACAGAUUGUAUGAGCCUUAAUGUUAGUGCAUGUGUGGUGGCCCAAAUGCGCAAAAGUAACCAGUGGGUUUUCUUUUACUUGGAUUUUUUUUUUGUGGUCCAUUUGUGUUAAUAUGUACACAGCAGAGUGGCUGUAGCAGCCUGUGUGUUAGCAAAAUGCUAAAGCUAAAUAUUUGUACUAGAAAAAUGGACUUGUUUUUGUCAAGUUCUUAAAGAAAACUGUUUUUCUGUACUGUGUUUAAUUGUGAGCUGUACAAAUAAAUGAGCAAAUAAAAAAAUGUGAAAACUACAAAA
Molecule: messenger RNA, 3777 nt
Organism: Astyanax mexicanus (Mexican tetra)
Lineage: Eukaryota; Metazoa; Chordata; Actinopteri; Characiformes; Acestrorhamphidae
Gene: miga1
Product: mitoguardin 1
Exons: 16
Coding region: 140-1921 (593 amino acids)
Biological process (GO): mitochondrial fusion
Source: RefSeq, a predicted model, not a curated record